Acanthoscelides obtectus is the source of this 1153-nucleotide messenger RNA. The record is from the annotation of a GenBank genome assembly. NCBI's taxonomy places the organism in Eukaryota, Metazoa, Arthropoda, Insecta, Coleoptera, Chrysomelidae.
CUGUUGACGGCAAUUUACCACCGAAACUGUCUCAAGAUGAUGUUUGACGUUGCCUCCCUCUAUAUUCACGUUAUAACUGCUAUUUGUAUUACGUUUUUGUUGAGAUCUAACAAGGCGAAACGAUGUUUUGGGGUGAUAACAGAGUUUGAAGAAAAGUUACUGAAAAACGAGAGUCCUGAAGUUAUACAGGUUUACUUGAAAAGCAGUAAAUUCGCCAAUACACUUUGCAUAUCUGUUGCGAGCACUGUGAUGAUGACAGGCAUAUCUUGGUUUGUUAUAGGCAAAAGAGAGUCAUACGUCCUAGUACCAACUGACGCAUGUCCAUUCAUCAAUGGUGCCGUUUUUCAGCUGUGGUACCCGUUUGAUACAGAAAAAUACCCAUGGAUAUAUUCCAUUCACGACAUCUUUUUUGUAGUUGUUUGUACUAUCCUCAUCACUUACGACAAAACAACCCCUCUCACUAUGAUACUUUUUGUUAUUGCUCGAAUAAGAAUACUUCAAUAUAAAGUCACUAAUAUCUGUGACACUCAAGACAGUCAUAGUAUUACUAAAAAUAUCAAGGACUGUUUGAAGGAUCACCAAGAAAUUAUCAGGAAGAAGACUUUGUUGAGAAAACUCGAUUUGUAUUCGGACUAUUCAUGGCGGUUUCUAAUAUGUAUAUAUUUUUUUGGUUUGCAAAUGUCUUGCAGAUAGAGGUGAGUAGAUAAGUGAUACGAUGUGCUAAAAAAAUGACAACCUCCUUUAAGUCACUUUUUCUUUCCAAAAAGCUGAAUGGCUUUCGAUAACUUUCACAUUUUAGAGCUUGGCAAUUUCUCAUUUUCUGUAUAAUGAAAACAACUGGCUGAAGUGUAACAAAAACCAGUCCAAAUUGUUGCAAAUGAUGAUGGUGAUGUCACAGAGGAAACUCGUUUUGAAAGCAGUAGCUGUGGGGGAAAUGGACAUAACUUGUUUCACUAAGAUGAUGAGGCUGUGUUACUCUGUAGUCACGUUCUUCUUCACAGUAUAUGGCAACUAGUAGAGACAACUCUGGCUAGAUCUGCCUCACAGCUUCACCCCAAUAUUACCAUACGAUUGAAUAAAAACGUUUCUCUCUGUAGUCAGACCACUAAAUCCGUUAGACUGUACUUUAGAAAAUAUAUCUACUGCAACUGAC